This is a messenger RNA of Mangifera indica (mango), 999 nucleotides long. Its product is annotated as proteasome subunit alpha type-6. The record is from RefSeq and is a predicted model, not a curated record. The transcript is spliced from 9 exons. Bases 86 to 826 code for a protein of 246 amino acids. NCBI's taxonomy places the organism in Eukaryota, Viridiplantae, Streptophyta, Magnoliopsida, Sapindales, Anacardiaceae. Gene Ontology annotation, cellular component: cytosol; proteasome core complex, alpha-subunit complex; proteasome core complex. Gene Ontology annotation, biological process: ubiquitin-dependent protein catabolic process.
UGGAGGAAAAGCUUUCGUCUUCUUCGCUAUAAACACAAAUCUGCAGGCCCAAACCAAACAGAAACUAAGAAAACAAAGCCGCAAUAUGAGCCGAGGAAGUGGAGCCGGUUAUGAUCGCCACAUCACCAUCUUCUCUCCGGAGGGUCGUCUCUUCCAAGUGGAAUAUGCUUUCAAGGCUGUAAAGUCCGCUUCCAUCACUUCCAUUGGUGUCCGUGGCAAAGACUCCGUCUGUGUUGUUACGCAGAAGAAAGUCCCGGACAAGCUUUUGGAUCAGACAUCUGUCAGUCAUCUGUUCCCCAUUACCAAGUACCUCGGUUUAGUAGCCACUGGCCUUACAGCUGAUGCAAGGUCCUUGGUCCAACAAGCAAGGAAUGAAGCAGCUGAGUUUCGUUUCAGAUAUGGAUAUGAAAUGCCUGUGGAUGUAUUGGCAAGAUGGAUUGCAGACAAGUCACAAGUUUAUACACAGCAUGCUUAUAUGAGACCUCUUGGUGUCAUCUCUAUGGUCUUGGGCAUUGAUGAAGAGAAAGGACCUCAACUUUACAAGUGUGAUCCAGCUGGACAUUUUUAUGGCCACAAGGCCACAAGUGCUGGACUGAAAGAACAAGAGGCAAUCAAUUUCUUGGAAAAGAAAAUGAAAAAUGAUCCUGCUUUUUCAUAUGAUGAAACAGUGCAGAUUGCUAUCUCUGCUCUGCAAUCUGUUCUCCAAGAAGAUUUCAAGGCUACUGAGAUUGAGGUUGGAGUUGUGAGAUCAGAUGAUCGAGUUUUCCGGACAUUGUCAACUGAAGAAAUCGAAGAACACCUAACUGCCAUUAGUGAACGUGAUUAGGUAAAAUGGAAUAGCUGUUGCUCAAAGAAAAUUUCUGCUAGCAUUUGAUUUCACUUUGUUGACUUGUGCUACCUGGAAAUCUGUUGUUGAAGUUGUGCUGUUUCAGACUAAUGCUAUUUCAUGUAACUGUGUUGAACAUUCGGAAUUAUUUAGUCAUGUUACAACCGUUCCAA